AUCUAUAACAACAUUCCCUAUGGACCUUUGGCUGGAGCAAAGAUGAAACCUCUUCUCUGUCAGUUUAAAUCCUGCAAAUCUCCUUCAUUGCUUCAGCUAAAGCUUUCAUCUUCAUGUUAAAGUCCAGAUUUUGCAUGGUUAAUUGGGGGUGGAGCAUUCGUCAUGGAAGAAAGGAGAAGUUUGCUAGAGAAGAAAGGAACAGACGAAGUAGUUGUUAGGAUCCCUGGUAGUGAGUACCAAACCAGAGGUUCUUCGUCAAGAUCCAAUCUUGAUCCAAGAGAUGCUAAGAAUUUCCAAUCAGUAGGACAGAGUUCUGCUCAAGGAGUCACUCAAUCCGGCCCAACUCCGAGUAGGCCUCGCGUAAAUCCCACUGGUUAUUCAGCUACAAAGAAGUUCUCCCCGAGUCCAUUGAUGUCGAAGCGGAGAUCAAGAUUUGAAGAACCAUCAUGGCACAGUGUUGUUGCUUCAGUUAAGGACAUUACCCAACUGAAGAAUUCAGAGAGUUCGCCUAGUAUGGGUUCGCCUUACAGCGAUGCAAGCGCUAACGCCACUAAAGACAGUGUGAAAUCCAUGCGGAACGUGGGUCAAACGCCUCCUUGGAAGGCUGCAGAGGUGGAAGAUGAUGAGCAUGUGUACAAGGCUGCAAAUUCGAAGGUCCGAGAGAUGGCUGGCAAGAAAUUCAUCAAGAUUAUUAUCUGGAUUGAGUUGGCGGCAUUUGUGUGCAUCAUGGGACUUCUGAUCGCGAGUUUAACCGUUCGCAAGCUGAAAAAUACAGAGAUUUGGCACUUGGAGCUGUGGAAAUGGUGUGUGCAGGUGUUGGCGAUCUUUUGUGGUAGGUUGGUGACUGACUGGUUGAUUAACACACUGGUUUUCUUGAUUGAGAAGGAGUAUUUGCUCAAACAGAAGGUCCUGUACUUCGUCUAUGGAUUGAAGGACAGUGUCCAAACGUUUACCUGGCUGCUUUUCAUUCUUUUGGUGUGGGUUUUGCUGAUGAACUAUGGAGUGAAGCGAUCGAUGCAAGAGACGGAGACUCUACAUUAUGUGACGAUGGCUCUCGCUUCUUGUGUUGUUGGAGCUGCUAUAUGGCUUGUCAAAACACUGGCGAUAAAAUUACUAGCGUCUUCUUUUCAAUGCAAGAGGUUCUUUGAUCGCAUCCAAGAAUCUCUCUUUCACCACUACAUAGUCAAGACCCUUUCAGGCCCGCCUUUGAUGGAACAGGAAGACAAGCUCUACGGGCGGCUCAGCUUCAAGUACAUCAAAGGAGUGGCGAAGAAGCUAGAGGAGGUCAUUGAUGUAGAGAAGCUGAGUAAGAUAGACCGGAAUCAAAUUUCUGCGUGGACGAUGAAAGGGUUGGUUAAUGUCAUCAGCGACUCAUCCUUAGGGACUUCAACUCUUGUUGGAAGCCUUGAUCAAUGUUGUGAUGAGGACGCAGAGCAACAAAAUACGGAGAUCACUAGUCAAUCAGAAGCAAUGGCAGCUGCUGACGAGAUAUUCAAGAAUGUCACCAAGAAGUCUGGACAUGAGUACAUUGAAGAGAAGGACCUCUUGCGCUUCAUGAAGAAGGAAGAUGUUGACAAAUUCAUCCAUUUGGUUCAUGGAGCGGCAAAAACUAGACGGAUCUAUAGGUCAUCUUUAAAGGACUGGCUGGUGAGCGUUUACCUUGAAAGGAAGUCCCUCGCCUACAGCUUGAACGACACGAAAACAGCCAUCGAGGAGCUGAACAGGCUUGUUUCAGCAGUUGUGCUGGUCGUGAUCAUUAUCGUAUCGUUACUUAUGAUGGGAGUUUUGACGACGCAAGUACUCGUCUUCAUUUCAUCCCAGGUUUUGGUUGUAGCAUUUAUGUUUGGGAACACAGCCAAAACAGUGUUCGAAGCCAUCAUUUUUGUUUUCGUGAUGAAUCCUUAUGAUGUUGGUGACCGUUGUGUCAUCGACGGAGUGCAGAUGGUAGUCGAAGAGAUGAAUAUCCUGACAACAGUCUUCGUGAGAAAUGACGGCGAGAUGAUAUUCUACCCAAAUUCAGUUCUGUCCACCAAACCCAUCAGCAAUUUCUACAGGAGCCCCAACAUGAGUGAUUCCGUGGAGUUCACAGUUGAUUUCUCCACUUCGCAUGACAGCAUUACUGCUUUAAGAGAUGAAGUAAAAGGGUACUUGGAAGAUAGAUCUCACUAUUGGAAGAAGGAUCACAGCAUCGUGUUUAACGAGAUUGAAGACCUGAACAAGUUGAAGAUGACUCUACACGUCACUCACACAAUAAAUUUCCAAAACCCUGGAGACAGGAACAUCCGGAGAUCUGAGCUCAUGUGGGAGCUGAAGAGGAUCUUCGAGAAACUCGGUAUCAAAUACCGUCUGCUUCCCCAAGAAGUUCGAGUCAGCUACACUGGUUCACCACCCGCUGAUGCGAGGUUCUGACUCCUCCAGGAGCGAAGUUCCUAGCCAGCUGCAAGUAUGUUGUAGAGUGAUUAUUUCCUUUUCCAGAUCUUAAGUCACUCCAUUAUGUCUAUAAGUCCAAAAGGUAUGAAACCACAGUUUGCUGGAAAUUGGUUCUCACCACGGUUUCCUAUUGCCUUUGCUCACCAACUUCCAAAUUCUGCUUAAAAUUAUGGAGGAGAUAAAUCUAGCAUUGAG
Messenger RNA from Rhodamnia argentea, 2625 nucleotides. RefSeq names its product mechanosensitive ion channel protein 10-like. NCBI's taxonomy places the organism in Eukaryota, Viridiplantae, Streptophyta, Magnoliopsida, Myrtales, Myrtaceae. The transcript is spliced from 6 exons. Gene Ontology annotation, cellular component: plasma membrane. Gene Ontology annotation, molecular function: mechanosensitive monoatomic ion channel activity. Gene Ontology annotation, biological process: transmembrane transport; monoatomic anion transport; detection of mechanical stimulus. The record is from RefSeq and is a predicted model, not a curated record. Bases 163 to 2409 code for a protein of 748 amino acids.